CAUCUACAACAUUUGAAGUGUUUAAUUUUGCAUUUGGCGAUAGAUUCAUAAAUAUUUAAUAGGUUUGAAUCUUUACUUUACUUCCACGCUAUUUUAAUUUUGUUUAUUUUUAAAUUCAAGUGAACCAAACAUUUAUCUGUUGAAAAUUCUAUAAGAGAAACUGUUAUUAUCAUGGUGAAUUUAUCUUCGUUUCUGUAGACCGUCUACGAUUUCCAUUAGAAGUAAUAACUUGUAAGUAGGUAACUAUGUCGCGCCAAGUCGACUUGAAUAUUACUAAACUUCUGGCUGGAUCAGGACUUGACGGUGAAGAAAAUGAUUUCUGUGAUUUUACUAUAGCAGAUCAAAAUUCCGUUACCGAAUCUCAAGGCAUAACUCCGACGACGCCUUCCAAUUUCAAACCGGUACUCGGUGCCAACGUAACUUAUGUUGUGGCUUGCGUACUCUUAAACGACCAAAAUGAGUUACUAAUGAUGCAAGAAGCAAAAGAAAGUUGUGCUGGUAAGUGGUACCUUCCAGCAGGACGUAUGGAGAAAGACGAAACUAUAGUACAAGCUGCAACCAGAGAGGUACUGGAGGAAACAGGUUUACAUUGUAACCCAGAUACAUUAUUAGUUGUAGAAACUGCAGGAGGCACUUGGUUUCGUUUUGUGUUAACAGGAACUGUUACGGGUGGUGAGCUUAAAACUCCAGCUAGAGCUGACAAAGAAUCUCUACAAGCUAAAUGGAUAAAGAACUUACAAGAAAUAACAUUGAGGUCAAAUGAUAUCUUGCACCUCAUUGAAAAGGCAAAACUGUACAAGCAAAGUAGACCAGGACAAAAUUGGCACAACAACAUCCUCCCUGCACCUAUCCCACACAUAAAAGAUCUGAUGAGAUUAGUUAUAUUAAUAAAAAAAAGAAGUACAAAUAGACUGCAUGUAUUGCUCAGUGAGAAAACCACUUUGCAUUUUCCGACAUGCGAGAUAAAUCCAGCUAAAAGUGUUCAUUCAACAUUGAGGAGAUUCAUGGUGGAAAUGUUUGGUGCAGAUGUAGCCCAACACAGGCCUUUGGGGUUGCUUAAUGUAGAGGCUGAUCCUUCCGCAGAUGGAUGCUGCCUAACUCUUCUCGUAGUAUUUAGACCACCUAUGGAAGAGGUACCAUUGAUUGGUAAAUGUGCAUGGCACGAAUUAUCACAAGAAGUAGAGAAGAAAUUGGUUCCUCUAGUUUCUUCAAAGAAUUCUACUAUAGAAUUACAUGUUGUGCGUUAAUCUAUAGUUAUAUACAGAGGCAGAUUAAAGGUCCAGAGUGCCCUAGACAAUCACUUUAUCGGUGCCCAUGUAACGGCCAUAAAUGACCAUCAUAAUACUAUAAAUUUUAACUAGUUUUUGAAGUUACGAUGAUGUUGUA
Messenger RNA from Bicyclus anynana (squinting bush brown), 1386 nucleotides. RefSeq names its product 8-oxo-dGDP phosphatase NUDT18. The record is from RefSeq and is a predicted model, not a curated record. NCBI's taxonomy places the organism in Eukaryota, Metazoa, Arthropoda, Insecta, Lepidoptera, Nymphalidae. Gene Ontology annotation, molecular function: 8-oxo-dGDP phosphatase activity; 8-oxo-GDP phosphatase activity; magnesium ion binding. The transcript has a single exon. The coding region runs from base 246 to 1247 and encodes 333 amino acids.